Anopheles merus is the source of this 617-nucleotide messenger RNA. RefSeq names its product U-scoloptoxin(16)-Ssd1a-like. The record is from RefSeq and is a predicted model, not a curated record. The transcript is spliced from 3 exons. Lineage: Eukaryota; Metazoa; Arthropoda; Insecta; Diptera; Culicidae. Bases 127 to 471 code for a protein of 114 amino acids.
UUGGCUCUAUCACAACUCACCGAGAGCUUGGUGACUUCUGGUCGUUGCCUCGAGUUAAAUAAUUUAUUUUCGAAUUUUAAGCUAAAAACACUUAGCUUUUAAAAACAGGAUCUAAAUAUAUAUAUUAUGGGGCCGUCAACCAACUUUAAAGUGCUAGUCACAUUAGUUUUGUUGCAAAUGAUCUAUUUAAUAUCGUUUUCACAGGCAUAUGUGUACAUGGUUGCUAAUGCAAAAAGUCAAGCUCAAGAAGAUAGCUGCUACGACGAAUCGCUACAAAUAAAUGUUCCUGUAAAUGAGGAACGACAGCGUCCCGGAAAAUGUGAAUCCAUGCGCUGCAGUGAUGAUUAUUCACUUCAUGUUGCUGGAUGUGGAGUUAUUGGGGUAGGACCUGGAAUGGUUUUAACUAAGACAGACUAUUCAAAACCGUAUCCAGAUUGCUGUCCCCAAGUGAAAAUGACCGCCGAAGAUUAAAAUCAAAACAUAAUGCUAAAAUGUGUCAUGAAUUUGAUCAUUUGUUCAAGUGAAUGAUUGCUAACCAGACCGCAUUUUAUUCUCGGAACAACGCAUAUACUAGAACAAAACAAAUCAUACUGAAUAAAAAAGUGCAAAACAUUAAA